AUGGAGAGGCCUCAGUGCCGCACUAUUGUUCCCCUGGUUGCCAAGCUGGUGGGCAACAGCCCACGCUACCACAGGGCCGAGAGCACCGAGUACAGCAUCCUGGUGAUCGGCGUGCCCAACGUGGGCAAGUCGUCGCUCAUCAACUCCCUGCGGAGGCUGCACCUCAAAAAGGGGAAAGCCACCGCGGUUGGUGGUGAGCCAGGCAUCACCAAGGCAGUGCUGACCAGAAUCCAGGUGUGCGAGAAGCCCCUGAUGUACCUGGUGGACACACCUGGCGUGCUGCCCCCAAAGCUGGGGGAUGUGGAGACGGGCAUGAAGCUGGCGCUGUGUGGAGCCAUCCGUGACCACCUGGUGGGAGAGGAUAUCAUGGCUGACUACCUCCUGUAUGCCCUGAACAAGCAGCAGCAGUUCGGGUACGUGCGGCGCUAUGGGCUGGCCAAGGCCUGUGACGACAUCGAGCCCGUGCUGAGGCGCGUGGCCCUCGCCCAGGGCAGGACGCAGAAGGUGAAGGUGCUGACAGGCACAGGGAAUGUCAACAUGACGAUGCUCAACUACCCGGCCGCUGCCUACGAGUUCCUGCGGGAUUUUCGAGCGGGACGCCUGGGCAGAGUGACGCUGGACUGAGAGGCCUGUGCCAUGGGGGAGAGGCACCGCCUGCAGCCAUGCAGGCUGAGGACACCUCGGAAUGGAGCUUUGGUGUGCGAUUUGAAGCGGCUCUGCAAGGGCAGCCCCCGGUUUCAGACCACAGGCUGCUGCAAGGGGCCAGGGGGCCAGGAUUCCCACGGCGGGGGGUGAGGCUGUGCCAUGGUGACUGCCCCAUGGUGUCGCCUUGCAGGGCGAUGCUCUCCAUGGGGAGUGCGGUGCCCACCCAGGAGGGCCUGGACGAUGGCUGCUGCCUCCAGCCAGGAUAAAACCCCUGUGGAGCCGUUUCCUCGCUGCAGUCUUGACCCUCUCGGGGACCUCCAUCCCGAAAUAAAACCUCCGUGGGCAGGGU
This is a messenger RNA of Pygoscelis adeliae (Adelie penguin), 994 nucleotides long. RefSeq names its product mitochondrial ribosome-associated GTPase 1 (gene MTG1). Gene Ontology annotation, cellular component: mitochondrion. Lineage: Eukaryota; Metazoa; Chordata; Aves; Sphenisciformes; Spheniscidae. The record is from RefSeq and is a predicted model, not a curated record. The transcript has 8 exons. Gene Ontology annotation, molecular function: GTPase activity; GTP binding. Bases 1 to 624 code for a protein of 207 amino acids.